AGGGCUAUGACACAGUCACCCACAGGCCCCCACCUCGAUCCUCUCUUCCCUAAACGACGAUCUGGGUCUGGGUUUCUGAUGUUUCCUCAUUUCCUGGGAGAGGAGAGGACGCAACCAAGCCCUGACUCCAGCUGCAGUGGUUAUCUGCCCACCAUGGCCCUGGUGCUGAUCCUCCAGCUGCUGACCCUCUGGCCUCUGUGUCACACGGACAUUACUCCAUCUGUCCCUCCAGCUUUAUACCCCAAGCCAUGGCUGGGAGCUCAGCCGGCUACAGUUGUGACCCCUGGGGUCAAUGUGACCUUGAGGUGCCGGGCACCCCAACCCGCCUGGAGAUUUGGACUUUUCAAGCUUGGAGAGAUCGGUCCCCUUCUCUUCCGGGAUGUGUCCUCCGAGCUGGCAGAAUUCUUUCUGGAGGAGGUGACUCCAGCCCAAGGGGGAAGUUACCACUGUUGCUACCGGAGGCCAGACUGGAGGCCGGGUGUCUGGUCCCAGCCCAGCGAUCCCCUGGAGCUGCUGGUGAUAGAGCAGCUGCCGCGGCCGUCGCUGGUGGCGCUGCCCGGGCCGGUGGUGACUCCCGGCGCCAACGUAAGCCUGCGCUGCGCCGGCCGCCUGCGGAACAUGAGCUUCGUGCUGUACCGCGAGGGCGUGGCGGCCCCGCUGCAGUACCGCGACUCCGCGCAGCCCUGGGCCGACUUCCCGCUGCUGGGCGCCCGCGCUCCCGGCACCUACAGCUGCUACUAUCACACGCCCUCCGCGCCCUACGUGCUGUCGCAGCGCAGUGAGGCGCUGGUCAUCGGCUGGGAAGACUCUAGCUCCUCCGACUACACUCGGGGGAACCUUGUCCGUCUGGGGCUGGCCGGUCUGGUCCUCAUCUCCCUGGGCGCACUGGUCACUUUUGACUGGCGCAGCCAGAACCGCGCUCCUGCUGGUGUCCGCCCUUGAGCCCCAGGGGCGCUGCAACCCCAGAAGACUUCCAACCUGAGUGGUGGAGAAGCUGGGACCUUGUGCUGGACUGUCCUUUCCUGCAGCCCCGCAGCCCUGCUGGCUGAGCCCCGAGGAACUGCCCUUCGACACCCCUGUGCCCUGUGCUGUGGCUUCUUUCCGGGCCUUUCCCAAGGAGUAGCUGAGUGGAAGACGCGAUCAGUGGUUAAGACUUCCAAGCCAGAAGACAGAGGGUUUGAAUCCCAGUAGUAGCAGCUACAGAGAGGUAGCAGUGAGAGGGGAAGCCAGCUGGACUUCCUGGGUCGAGUGGAGACUUGGAGAACUUUUCUGUCUUACAAGAGGAUUGUAAAAUGGACCAAUCAGCAGGACAUGGGCGGGGACAAAUAAGGGAAUAAAAGCUAGCCAGCAGCGGCAACCUGCUCGGGUCCCCUUCCAGGCUGUGGAAGCUGUCUUCUCUUGCUCUUCACAAUAAAGUUUGCUGCUGCUCACUCUUU
Molecule: messenger RNA, 1436 nt
Organism: Rhinopithecus roxellana (golden snub-nosed monkey)
Lineage: Eukaryota; Metazoa; Chordata; Mammalia; Primates; Cercopithecidae
Gene: OSCAR
Product: osteoclast associated Ig-like receptor
Exons: 5
Coding region: 7-942 (311 amino acids)
Cellular component (GO): plasma membrane
Molecular function (GO): collagen receptor activity
Source: RefSeq, a predicted model, not a curated record